UGAACUCACUUCAGAAAGAGUCGAUGUACUGUUAGGUCUAAAGCGCGUCCGCACCAAGGUUUGAGAACCAGAAUUUCUGACCGAUAAAAGCGCGCUCUGCGUGAUAGCAGUGCCUGUCACACUUUGGUUCUUGUUACGGGACGCAAGACCAGACCGUGUGACUCCUGUAACAAAAAUGGAAGGAAAGCACUGCACGCUGGUGCUUUUUCUCUGCACCUUGGCAACACACCUCACUUCUAGAGGUGUUUCUGCGCAAGAUGAGUCCCCUUGGGGAUACAGGUGCGACAGUGCCACAAGCAGAUGCAUCAAGGAAGAGGCAACAGAUCCGUUGAUUCAGACAAGUCUCGGUCAGUGUAAACUGACCUGUAGCCCAGAGGGGGUCUUGUGGCCGAAACCCACCUCAGUCAGCCUAGAUGAUCAGGUAGUUCCAUUCCUCCCCAGCAAUGUCACCCAUAGUGUAACAGCUCCACCCGAGAUCUCCAAGCUUGUGGAGGAAGCAGUCGCCAUAUUCAUAGACAAUUUGCACAAAAAUCAUCCGGAGUACUCGUAUCAAGCGACGCCCUGGCGUGGCCCUUACGACUCUGCAACGAACGAUCACAUCCUCCAUCUCGACAUCACUGUCACUGGAACCGAAGACAGACUGAGCUUGCAGACGGACGAGUCCUACUCGUUGACUCUGUCUACCGAAGGUGAUGUGUCGACAGCGAAGAUCGACGCCCCGACUUACUUCGGUGCGAGGCACGCCCUGGAAACUCUCUCUCAGCUCACCGAGUACGAAGAGCACUCAGACUCACUGCUACUCAUUACUGGUGCUGCCGUUGAAGACUCUCCGGUGUUUCCUUACAGAGGAGUCUUGUUGGACACAGCUCGGAAUUUCAUGCCGAUCCCAAACCUCGAGCGAACGCUCGACGCCAUGGCUGCCAACAAGCUGAACACCUUCCACUGGCACAUCACGGACACACACUCUUUCCCCGUCUACCUAGAGAGCCGCCCGAAAAUGACGGUUUACGGAGCGUACUCCCCCAGGGAGAUAUACUACCCGGACGAAAUCAUGCGUAUCGUCGAGUUAGGACGAGUGAGGGGUUGGGGUAUACGAGUUCUGCCCGAGUAUGACGCCCCUGCCCAUGUGGGAAAUGGGUUCCAGUGGGGCCCGAAAGAGGGCUUUGGGGACAUCGCCGUUUGUGUCAACAAGGAGCCAUGGGCAUCUUACUGCGUAGAACCUCCGUGCGGGCAGCUGAAUCUGGCCAACCCAAAGAUGUAUGACGUGCUGGGCGAAAUUUAUGUAGAAUUCGUCAAUCUCUUCGGUCCCAUCGAUCUCUUCCACUUUGGAGGUGACGAGGUCAACCUCAACUGCUGGAACACAACCGAAGAGAUAGUCAACUGGAUGAUUGAAAAUGACUACGGCCUCUCUGAAGACUCGUACUACGGGCAGUGGGGCGUCUUCCAAGAAAAAGCCCUCCAGCUCCUCACGGAGGCCAACGGUGGCCAGAAGGUCCCGGGUAUUCUGUGGACCUCCCACCUGACAGAAGCAGGUCGUAUAGAGCAGUACCUCCCUACUGACGAUUACAUCAUCCAAAUAUGGACGACGGAGACCGACCCCAUCAUCGGCGAGCUCUUGGACAAGAAGUACAGAGUGAUCUUCAGUAAUUACGACCACUUGUACCUCGACUGCGGAUUUGGCGCCUGGAUCGGCGAGGGGAACAACUGGUGCAGCCCUUACAAGGGCUGGCAGGCGGUGUAUGACAACGACCCCAUUAAAAUCGCGUCCAAAUUCACAACCACUUUCGACCCGGCUCUCAUCUUGGGUGGCGAGGCGGCACUGUGGACUGAGCAGGCUGACGGCGAGGUUGUUGAUUCGAGGCUGUGGCCCCGUUGCGCGGCCCUCGGGGAGCGUCUGUGGGGAAACCCUGACCACAACUGAAGCGGCCGAGACCCGCUUCAUCCACAACAGGCAAAGGAUGGUUCGUAGGGGCAUCCAGGCAGACCGCAUCCAGCCCCAGUGGUGUCACCAGAACGAAGGGCUCUGCUACGCUUGAGGAGGAGAACCCUGUGGCGUAUAGGCCUACUAUACAAUUUUUGGGACGGCUCCCAUUAAGUCGUUGACAGAGCCUCCCAUUUUGCCUGGAUGUUUGUGUGAAAUUAAAAGCCUUUAACAGCCUUU
Macrobrachium nipponense is the source of this 2161-nucleotide messenger RNA. Its product is annotated as chitooligosaccharidolytic beta-N-acetylglucosaminidase-like. The record is from RefSeq and is a predicted model, not a curated record. Gene Ontology annotation, cellular component: lysosome; plasma membrane. Gene Ontology annotation, molecular function: beta-N-acetylglucosaminidase activity. Gene Ontology annotation, biological process: protein deglycosylation; ganglioside catabolic process; glycosaminoglycan metabolic process. Lineage: Eukaryota; Metazoa; Arthropoda; Malacostraca; Decapoda; Palaemonidae.